Molecule: messenger RNA, 1422 nt
Organism: Phyllotreta striolata
Lineage: Eukaryota; Metazoa; Arthropoda; Insecta; Coleoptera; Chrysomelidae
Source: the annotation of a GenBank genome assembly
UGACAAGUGUCAAUAGGUAUGAAACUGAAUAACUUUAAUAUAAAAGACCAAUCGAAAAAAAAAAACAGAAACUUCAACUUUGACGUUUAAGAGUUAGGUUAUGUUCGAAAUUUUCUCGGCAAAAAGACCAACAAAUUGGAUUUAAUUAACGAAAACAACAACAAUGAAGGUACGUUUGCACGAUUUCGUGUACAUCAGCGUCAUUUUGGCGUGUUUACCGACCGCCGAGCUAACAUUAUCGCGAAAAAAUCCGAAAACCAAAGAAAAAACCGAGCAGAAAAACACGACCGCGGCCGAAAUCAAAGCGAAAAAAGGCCCCCAGGACUACGACGUGUUCAGCAAGAAUCUGGUCAGCGAAAAGGUCACCGCCCAGGACAUAAUCAACAACCAGCAGGCGUUCUACAAGGAAGUGGACGAUUACAGUUUCCAGGGUAUGGUGCUCGGCUACGUUACACCGUGGAACAACCACGGCUACGACGUGGCCAAAAUCUUCGGCAACAAAUUCACGCACAUCAGCCCCGCGUGGCUGCAAAUCAGGCGCACGGGCGUCGAGAAGUACGAAAUCACCGGCACCCACGACGUCGAUAAAGACUGGAUGGUAGCCGUAAAGAACGCCGGCAGGGAACGCAACCUAAAAAUCCUCCCUCGAGUCCUAUUCGAAGGCUGGAGCAACCAAGAUUACACCCACCUCCUAUCCAGCAACGACGAAAUGAAAGCCUUCAUCAGAACCUUCGUUCGAGCCGCCAAAAAGCACAAAUUCAACGGGUACGUGCUGGAAGUGUGGUCGACCAUCGUGCGAUUGCUCAAAUACGACGUGCUGAUCAAUUUCAUGAAAGAAUUGUGCGAUUCGUUGAACAUCGAAGGGCUGGAAACCGUGCUGGUGAUACCGCCGAAACGGGGUACAGACACCUCGGGUUUAUUCACCGAUCAACACUUCGACGCGCUCUACGAGCACGUGACGGCCUUCUCGCUGAUGACGUACGAUUUCUCGAGCCCCCGCUCGCCCGGGCCCAAUUCCCCAUUGCCUUGGAUCGAGAAUUGCAUAGCCUCGCUCACGUCGGACGACACCAAACGCUGGAAAAUACUGGCCGGGUUGAAUUUCUACGGCAACGAUUACCACACCAACGGUGGGAGUCCCAUCGUGGCCCACGAGUAUUUGGACAGAUUGAGGGCGUUCGACGGCAAGCUGGAGUACAAUCGCGAGAUGGCGGAGCACUUUUUCGAGUACAAAGACAGGAACGGUAAGAAGCACAUCGUGUUUUAUCCCACGUUGCAUUCCAUCAACCAGAGAUUGGAGUUGUUCAAGAGCUACAACACCGGAGUGUCCAUAUGGGAGUUGGGCCAAGGUUUGGAUUAUUUUUAUGAUUUAUUGUGAUAUUUUUGAGACUGGAUGUAUUUAUGUAAUUAGAUGUGUAAUAUAAU